AUGAAACCUUUAAAGUUUAUAAAUUUAACAUUAUUUGUCUACAUUUUUACAUUUAGCACAAAUCUUGUCGUCGAAUCUUCACUCAAUAAAAUUGCACCAAGUAUCUGCAAAAUCAUAAAUGAAAUCACAAGCUCAACAACUGAUACACAGGAUAUCCUUAUUGGCAAUUUAGGAGGUCAGUCAUGGUCAACGACAGUAAACGAUAUUGUCAAGUGUAUUGAUGAUGAAACUGCUGUGGUAAUAUCAGACUUCAAGACUAAACUCACAGAUGACAAAUUGAGGAAAGCUUCGAUAGUGAUUUUGGCUGUUAAUUGGUUUAGUCAAGAUUCAAUAUUUAGCAUGGUUGUAGAUCAUUAUUUAUCAACAGUUUGGCACUACAUGGCUAAGGUCAUAUUUAUCGCACCGGGUACAUUUUCCUAUGAUUAUUAUGCUUAUUAUCUUCAACAAUUCUCAAAAUAUGGAUUCUUAAAUGUCGUCAUUGCCUUUGAAGAUGAAUUUAGCUUUAAAUUAAUAACUUUGGAUUCAAUCACUGGCAAUAAGAUGCUUAUCAGUGAAGAUACAUACAGUCAGUUUUUAUUAAUUGACAGACUUAAGGUCAUGCAGGGAUUUGAGUACAAAAUUAUAGUUUAUGAGCAGCAACCGAGAGUCAUGAUGUCAAGAGAAGUUUUUUCUCAUUUAUUAUUUUUUCUGUAUAUUAUUAGGGAUGUCCAGAACUCUAAUAUCCGCAUUCUUUUUAUCCGUGAUCACUCGAAAGUAGAGCAUUAUUGGUCCAAUCGACAUAUGCAUCUUACAGUCAACACAGCCGUUACUUUGAAUAGUACUGAUCCAAAAUUGCUAACUUACGAAGUCAAUGGCUAUUGUGCAUUGAUUCCUUUACCACCAAAAUUUCCAAUGUUCGAUUUUAUUUUUAUCAAACCUUUCGAUGGACUCACUUGGAUGUUCCUUGCAAUCUCGAUUGUCAGCUGUGUUGUUGUUUUCUCAAUGUUUCGUGGUCGUGGUGCUGUUGGCUCUCCCUGGUUGCUGGGUUAUGGAAUGUUUGUGUAUUUUAUUGGUCAAGGUGUCGAUUUCUCACGUCGGAACCGAGCAGUUCUGACAAUUCUGAUCCAGUUGAUCAUUCUGAUGAUCUUUGUCCUUAGCAAUGCAUACGAGGGUGUCAUUACGUCAUUUAUGAUUCAGCCAAUGCAGGAAAAUCGUCUUAAAACUGUCGAAGAUCUCCUUUCAUCUGAUUUUGAGAUUUUGACAGAUGAAGCAUUUGAUUAUAUGGUCAGAGAUUCAGCUGAAUUUCAGGCUAUUAGGUCAAGAAUAAAAAUAGCAGGACAAGAAGUAAAAGAUCAAUUUGACAAUUUUAUAAUGCAACAAGCUUUAGUUUUCAUAAGACCUUGUGACAUAGCUGAAUAUGAGUUGAGUCUUAAACUAAAAAAUGGAAAAUCAAAGUCUGAGUAUUACUACAAAUUACCGGAAGUACUAUCACCAAGAUAUGUCCAGUUGGAAGCGGGUCCCCUAAAUCCAUUUAUUGAAAGAUUUCAAUACUACAUGGAUUUAUGCUUUCAAGCGGGACUGCCUCAUUUGUGGAAAAUCAUUACUGAAAAAGAUUAUUUCAAGAAAAUUAAGACGGCGAAAUCUGAUACAGUUGAAUAUUUAAAGAUUCAGGAUCUUUAUCAAGUCUUUAGCGUUCUAAUAAUUGGUUACAUUUUGUCAGCUCUUGUGCUGCUCGUUGAAGUCUUCAUUCAUGAUUGCUUCAAAAGCUUACAGCUACGCUUUUUAGCUAACAAGUUGAAGAAUCGAGUCAAUCAGAUUGCAUAUAAGAAGAAGCCAAAGGAUCUGAACUAUCAGAGAGCUGUUGUGGUUACAGAUUUUAAAGUCAAAAUCACUGAAGAACGUUUAAGGAAGGCAUCUUUAGUGAUUUUGACUUUUGAGUUGCUAACACGGGGAGGCUUUAAGAGGCUCUGGGAGCCACUGGGUAGCUCUGAGAAUGACUGGGAUACACUAGGAGCCACUGGGAGGCUCUGUUAUGGAUUCUUAAAUGUUGUUAUUGCGGUUGAAACGAAGCCAGAUUUAAUUAAAUUUAUGUCAAUUUACUCGUUAGCUGCAAACUCAAUUCAAGUUACUUCUACACUAGACGCUUAUCUUCUUUUUCCUGAUAAACUUAAAGACAUGAAAGGUUUCACAUACGAUAUUGUCAUUUACGAGCAAAUACCACGAAUUGCUAUGCACAAGGAAGUGUUUUCUCACUUGCUACUUUUCCUCGAUGUUCUACAAAGUGCCCAAAACUCAAAAUCCCGACUACUUUAUCUUCCUGAUCUUUCAUGGUUUGAAAAUUACUGGAUUAAUCGACGAAUGCAUUUGACAUUAAAUACUGCAAUUGUGAUUACUGAUUCCGGAGCCGAAACUUAUGACAUACGAAGAAGAUGGAUACUCAAUGCAUACGAGGGUGGGAUUAUAUCUUUCAUGAUUCAGCCAAUGCAGAAAAAUCGUCAUAAGACUGUUGAUGAUUUUAUAGCUUCUGAUUAUGAGAUUUUGACAGAUGAAGUAUUCGAAUUUAAAGUCAAAGAAGAUGACAGAUUUAAUGCAUUAAAGUCACGUAUGAAGAUAGUAAAAAAAUUAGACUUAGAUGUGUAUUUGAAAGAGUUUAUGAGGCAGCAUUAUGUCUUCGUUAAGAACUGUGAUUUAGCUGAAGUUGAGUUACAAUAUUUACUACCAAAUGGACAACGAAGUAGGAACUAUUAUUAUUUUUUACCGGAAAAGAUUUUAUGGCACUAUGUUCAACUUGAAGCUAGCUAUAUGAAUCCUUAUCUUGAGAGAUUUCAAUAUUACAUGGAUUUAUGCUUUCAAGCUGGUCUACCACAUGCUUGGAGAAUCGUUGUUGCUCAAGACUUUUAUAAGAAGUUCAGCAUUGUUUACUCAAAUAAAGCUGAGUACUUGGAACUUAAAGAUCUUUAUCAAUUCUUUGGUAUGAUUGCCAUUAGCUUUGGUUUAUCAUUUUUAUUGCUGCUCAUUGAAAUUGUUUUUCAUGACUGCCUAAAGAACUUACAGCUUCGUUAUCUUGGUCAUAAAUUGAAAAAUCGAGUCAAUAAGAUGCCAUAUAAGAGAAGGAUAGUUGAUCCAAAAUAUCAGAGAGGUGCUAUGUACUACAUCAUUCAUAGACACCAGAAAGUCAAGCGAUUGAAGCAAAAGAGAUUGAGAGUUCGACAGAUUUUCGUUCAGCCUAGACGUUGGAAUGAAUAA
Molecule: messenger RNA, 3225 nt
Organism: Chironomus riparius
Lineage: Eukaryota; Metazoa; Arthropoda; Insecta; Diptera; Chironomidae
Source: the annotation of a GenBank genome assembly